Sphenostylis stenocarpa is the source of this 291-nucleotide messenger RNA. NCBI's taxonomy places the organism in Eukaryota, Viridiplantae, Streptophyta, Magnoliopsida, Fabales, Fabaceae. The record is from the annotation of a GenBank genome assembly.
AUGUUGGCAACCGCUCCUCCUAAAGCCACUGGAUGCACCCCUACACGCUCACUGUCUCUGGCAGCUGCUAUUGGUUGUCUGACGUUAGCCUUCUCUACUUCACCAUCUUCUGCUCAAAUAAGGAUUAUGCUCUGUGAUGAGGUUUCUUCAGGUUAUAUUGAGACUGAAAAGAAGUCUGGUGUUCUUUCUACCUUAUUUGAACAUGCAAUGCAAUAUAGUUGCCCAAGCAUUUACCUUGAAGCCCUUCAGGUAAUCGUUUUGGCAUGGAUUGGUGAAUUGUUUGUUCCUUAG